UCUGGGCACCAGAAGUCUCUUUCAAGCAUCAAACAGUGAAGGGCUCCUGGGUGAGCAGUGGGUCUCUGUCCCCCUCUCCAGGGGCUCUUGGAUGGGACCUUGGUCUGGAAGGAGCCAUGGACCUCUGGCUUUGGUCACUUUACUUCCUGCCAGUAGCUGGAGCCCUGAGGGUCGUUCCAGAAGUAAAGGUGGAGGGAAUGCUGGGAGGAUCCGUUGUUAUCGAGUGCCCGCUUCCUGAAAUGCAUGUGAGGAUAUAUCUGUGCCGGACAAUUGUUGAGUCUGGAGGAUGCGCCACCGUGGUGUCCAACAGGAACUUCGUCAAGAAGGAAUUCAAGAAUCGAGUCACACUGGAGCUGUGUCCAGACAGGAAUCUGUUCCUGGUGGAGAUGACAGAGCUGGUCGAGAGUGACAGCGGGGUCUAUGCCUGUGGGGCAGGCAUGGACACAGACCGGGGCAAGACCCAGCAGGUCACCCUGUCUGUUCACAGUGAUUACGGGCCUUUCUGGGAAGAAGAGCCAAUGCCUGAGCCUCCAGCAUGGUUUAACAGAUUUCUCCAAAUGCGUAUGCCUCUUUGGUUCCAGAUGCCUGAACAUGCCAGUUCUUUGGAAUUCAUAUCCAAAGUAACCACACCAGCUCAAAGGACUGAGGCCCCUCCAGCACACCAUGCCUCCCCCACCACCUCAAUCACCCACCGCCCUCGAGUUUACAGGGCAUCUUCAGUAGCAACUGCCCAGCCCACCACCCUCCUGCCAUCUGCCACAGCCUCAAAAACCUCAGCACAGGAGGAACUGCUCAGGCUCCAGACGGCCAGCUACAACCACCAAACCAGGCUUCACAGGCAGAGUUCACUCAACCAGGGCCCAGGCCCCGUGUCUGGGAUGGAAGACCAAGGCUUCUACAUCCUGACCCCCACCAUCCUGGGUCUCAUCCUGCUGGCACUUCUGGGGCUGGUGGCGAAGAGGGUCAUUCAAAGGAGGAAAGCUCUCUCCAGACGGGUCCGCCGACUGGCCGUGAGGAUGCGCGCCCUGGAGGCCUCACAGCGGCCUCUGUCACAGCGGCCACGUGUGUCACAGCGGCCACGCGUGUCGCAGCGGCCACGCACCCAAAACAACGUCUACAGCGCCUGCCCUCGGCGCCCUCGGGGGGUGGACGCUGCUGGUGAAGGGGCGGCACCUCUCCCAUGCCCCGGAGCAUUGGCGCCCCCAGCCCCGCCGCAGGUGUCGGAAACUCCCUGGCUCCAUGCCCCAUCUGUGAAGAUCAGCUGUGAAUAUGUGAGCUUCUACCACCAGCCUGCUGCCAAGAUGGAGGACACGCAUUCCGAUGACUACGUCAAUAUUCCCUGCCUGACUCAGCUCUCCAGCUGUCCCCCUGGGCCCAGACCUUGGUGCCAAUGAGUCUUGUCUCUAUGCUGGUUUCCAACACCCGCUCCAUCCGUUUUCAGAACCCUCAUUACUCCCACGUCCCACCUCGAGUCUCAUCCCUGUCUGUUUGCCCUGAGCAGUGCUCAGUCUCCCCUCCCCCAGCUCUUCCUUUUGCAGCCCACUGUGGUUUUCAGGUGGGCUCCGGGAAUGCAGAGCAUUUGUCCUGAUGCCACGUGCUUCCUUUCCAAGCCAUGCAACAGGCUGUGGGAUUUGCAGAGUGUCUUUGAUCACACGGUCUUUGCUGCCCUGGAUCUAGACCACAUGGCCUUGGACUGGAGCCUAGGCAUAGCUGUUGCUUUGAAAGCCCUUCUCGGUCUUGGGUUUCCCACCAGUAGAAGGUGCCUGAACUUCUUUGUGAGGACGUGCUUCAGCCCUGAGCUAGUAAGGGACCUUGUUAUGAAACAGCCCUUACAACCUCUUUGCCCAGAUCUUAGGGCCGGCAUUUACCAGUGAUCUUCUGUUUGUCUGGAGUCCUAUGAGGGCAAUUUCUUUUGAUGUGAUGAAGGGUUGUAAAUUUUCAGAGCCAUGCUUGUUAGUGCUAGUGAUAUAUGUGGAUGCCCUCUUUACUCUAAGUCUUCCUCCCUUGAUGCACCUAAGUACCCUGACUCCAGCAUUCGCCCUCUUUCAGAAAUAGAAUAGUUUUUGUCAUCUA
Messenger RNA from Orcinus orca (killer whale), 2073 nucleotides. It is a transcript of the gene FCMR, whose product is annotated as Fc mu receptor. The transcript has 8 exons. NCBI's taxonomy places the organism in Eukaryota, Metazoa, Chordata, Mammalia, Artiodactyla, Delphinidae. The coding region runs from base 117 to 1394 and encodes 425 amino acids. The record is from RefSeq and is a predicted model, not a curated record. Gene Ontology annotation, molecular function: transmembrane signaling receptor activity. Gene Ontology annotation, cellular component: plasma membrane.